AUGCAGCUUCUCGACGCUUCGAGCCGCCAUUGGGGGCUCCUUGCGACUGUUCUGACCAGUGUGCUACUGGUCGACCCCGCAGGAGCUGCAACAAACCGCCCGCGGAACGAUAGAGAUGGAAACAAUGACCCCUUCGCGGUGCUCGAUCCGCAAAACUGGGUCAACCCCGAUAAUAUGACCUGGGACGACUGGCGAACCCCUCCCGGCACCAACUGGGCUGACCCUUCCAGGAAGGGCUCAAUUCGCAAUUUCAACAUUGCCCUUGUCGCUGUCGACUACUCCGAUAAACACUUUGCCGUCACCAUGGCACCCCAUUCGGACGUCUUCGGCAACCCGCAGCCGAGUGCUGCUAAUAUCAAGCGCGAAGAUGUGACAACUUUCUACCGUGACUUUCUCAACAAGCCGGGCAAGCUAAAUCUCGGGCAUACGCUGCAUGAGUACUGGAUGGGUGACUCGGAUGGCCGCUAUGGCGUCGAUCUUACUGCCUUCGGCGUCUACAGAUUGCCCCUGAAGUCGUAUCAAUACGGUAUCAGCGACAGGAUGAACUUGGGUGCUUGCCCUGAGGAGGGAGCAUGUAACGUUGAGAUUCGCGACGACGCCCUUGCUGCCUGGCGCAAGGAGGUUGGUGAUGAGAAGGCUGAUUCCUUUGAGCUUGUUUUCAUUCUUUCGGCUGGCCAAGACGAAUCGGCCACAUGGCAGGAAUUUGGUGAAAUGAAGUUCUUAACGCCGGAGGAUGUCCCUGACGAAUUCGGCCCACCUGACGUUGGCAAUCUAUCGCUCCCUAAUGCUGCACGCACACGAUACGUCGAAUGGACGUCGUGGGCAUCCGCCUCGACGAUCUGGCCCAAUGCCGGUGGUGGCUCAUCCACCCAAGCCGAGAGUUCAGGAAUGGGUACAUUUGCUCACGAGCUCACCCAUCUGCUCCAUAUCGGUGAUAACUACAACAACCCUUACGGCGUGCCAGUUCGUCGGGCUCUUACAGGACCUUGGUCCAUGAUGUCGCGCGGAUCCUUCAACGGACCUGGAGGUCCACACUCCCGAUGGAUGAUCCCACCGGUGCAGGGAAGCUCCAUGGGUUCGUUACACACCGUGCGUGACAAGGUCAAACUCGGCUUGGUGGACAAGGACAGCGUUCUCCAGGUGUCACGCGAGGCAUUAGCAGGCUCAGGCCUUGUCGUUGCCCGCGUCAAGGCCCGUGGGAUUUCUCCUAAACAUGAAUUGAUUGGCGUUCGCGUUGCGAUGGAUGCUGAUAAGUCACCACAUUGCGAUGUCAAUACCGAUCCUUUCUGCGAUGGCAAUAACUACGAUAACUACGAAAUCGAAGUGGUUGACCGUGUAGGUGCAGAUUCCUUCACUCCAGACUCCGGUGUCAUGAUUAGCAAGACUAAGGACGAAUCCUUUUCAAAUUACCAAUGGACGAUCGACGCAAACCCGCAAGACCUUGAUCUUCUCGAUUUCCAUCGCCCAGAUGGCACGCCCGUCAAGAUUACUAUUGGCGAUUACCGCCAAUUGGCCGAUGCAUUGUUCCACGCUGGUACCCGCUCCGGCAGCGAGUAUGAAUAUGUCGACAAGGCUAACAACUUACAUUUCUACAUCGUUGACGUUCAUCGCGACAGGCAAGGCGUCCUUUCGUACACGACUGCUGUUCGAUCGCUCGACCGCGGUAAGGACCCACAUAAGCACGGAGCCGCCAUUUCCUCAGGGAGAGUAAGAACCGGCCGCCGCAACUCGCCAACCCGCGGCGGCGUGACUUGUUCCUUCAAUCUCCGCAACUCCGGCCGCUAUUCAGAUGCCGCUGGUGCGGGCCACCCACAAGAUCUAUCCUCGUACCUCAAGUCUGACGUCUACCGUCUCGAAGCCAGUGUAAAGGGUCGCGGCUGGAAGGUCGAGCUACCAAAUGCGCUUGCUGUCGCUGAGUUUGGCAAGUCGGUUGAUGUCAACGUAGCUGUAGCUGCCGAAUCCUCUGCCUCGUUACUUGCUGUGGUCAAGCUGAAGGCCACUUCGGAGUCUGAUCCAUCUGCAUCGGCCACUGGUCACUGCUUUGUGAACAGGUUUUUGAACUAG
This is a messenger RNA of Uncinocarpus reesii 1704, 2064 nucleotides long. RefSeq lists its product as uncharacterized. Gene Ontology annotation, biological process: proteolysis. NCBI's taxonomy places the organism in Eukaryota, Fungi, Ascomycota, Eurotiomycetes, Onygenales, Onygenaceae. The record is from RefSeq and is a predicted model, not a curated record. Gene Ontology annotation, molecular function: peptidase activity. The coding region runs from base 1 to 2064 and encodes 687 amino acids. The transcript has a single exon.